AUGCACUGGUCACCCGAGCAUGCCCAGUCCCUGAACCAGUGGCCGGAGCAGCACCUGGACGUCUCGUCCACCACCUCCUCGCCGGCGCACAAGCCCGACCUGUACGCGGGCGGCCGCCAGCGCUUCAACUACGCAUGGGCCAACGACGACAUCUCGGCGCUGACGGCCUCCAACCUGCUCAAGAGGUACGCCGAGAAGUACGCGGGCGUGCUGGACUCGCCCUACGAGCGCCCCGUGCUCGGCGCCUACGGCGAUGCCGCCGCCUUCGCCACCCUUAACGGCCAGAAGGGCGACGGGGAGCCCUGGGCUGGGCCGCCGGGCCCCGACGGCGCCUACGGGCUGAGCCCCGGCCAUGAGGGGCUGGGCGGCGCCAAGGCGGCGAGCGGCGGCCCCGCGGCGCCGGCCACGCUGCCCGAGCCCGUCUACGCUGGCAGUUCCUGCUCGGCCCAAGACUACGGCUCGGGCUACGGCGGCGCCUACUUGUCCGCCGGCUACUGCGGCCAGGCGGCCUCGCUGCCGCCCGGCCACCCGCCAGGGCUGCUGCCGCCGGCCUCCGCCUUGGUGCCGGGCUACGGUGGCGGCGGCGGUGGCGGCCCGGCCUACGGCUACGGCGCCGGCUACACGGGACAGGCGGCCUACGGCGGCGUCCACCCGGCCGCGUCCUACCUGCCCCCUGCCAUCGCGGCGCCCACGCCGCUGCCCCGGCCCCCCGCCGCCACCUACGGCAGCUACCAGAGCCCUGGCCUGGCCCCGCCGCCGGCGCCGCCGGACGCCUCGCUGAAGCGCAAGGCCUUCGACAUGGUGGACGAGGAGGAGGCCGAGGAGGCCGAGGAGGAGGCGGGUGGCGAGGGGCGCUAUGGCAAGUACGGCUACGAGCCGCCCAAGCCGUCCCCGGCGUCGCCCUACGGGCACAACGGCUUCGCCGAGGCGGCGCCCUUCAAGGCCGGCAAGCGGCCGGCGGCCGAGGAGCCGCCGCGUGGCGGGAAGUUCGCGGCGAGCAAAGCGUUUGGCGGCGAGGCGGCGACGCGGGCGGACCCGCUCGCCCUGGAGCUGUCGGACGGUGGCAAGAUGGUGCUGGAGGGCGGCCCGCCCGUGCAGUGGGCCGACGUGGCGGGGCCGCUCUCGCUGAAGGCGGCCAUCGAGGAGGAGCUGGUGUGGCCCAUGCUGCGCCCCGGCGCGUACGGCGGCGCCGGGCGGCCGCCCCGCACCGUGCUGCUCUUCGGGCCGCGCGGCGGCGGCAAGACGCUGCUGAGCCGCUGCAUCUCCACGCAGCUGGGCGGGCGGCUGCUGCGGCUCAGCGGCGCCGCGCUGCUCUCCACGUGGAAAGCGGAGGCCGAGACGGUGCUGCGGGCCGUCUUCGUGGCGGCCAGCUGCCGGCAGCCCGCCGUGGUGCUCAUCAGCGAGGCGGACGCGCUGCUGGCGGCGCCCGACGGCGGCCGCCUCAAGUCGCAGCUGCUCUCCUACCUGGACGAGGCGGCGGCGAGCGCGGGCGAGCGGCGCGUGCUGGUCAUCGGCAGCACGCGGCGGCCUGGCGCGCUCGACGAGGCGGCGCGGCGCCGCUUCGCCCGCCGCUUCUACCUGCCGCCGCCCGACGGCGCCGCGCGGCGCCACAUCCUGCAGCAGGCGCUGGCGCGGCAGGGCUGCGGGCUGGGCGAGCGGCAGCUGGCCGCGCUCGUGCAGCGCACCGAGGGCUUCUCGGGCGGCGAGCUGCUGCAGCUGUGCCAGCAGGCGGGCGCCGCCGCGCUGCGCGGGCCGCCGCGCGCCGCCUCCUUCGAGGACCUGGAGAGCGCCCUGGGCAAGGUGCGCCCGGCCGCCUCCGCCUCCGAGCUCGACCUGCUGGCCGAGUGGGACAAGCUGUACGGCUCGCGGCACUGA
Messenger RNA from Nothoprocta perdicaria, 1875 nucleotides. It is a transcript of the gene FIGNL2, whose product is annotated as fidgetin like 2. Gene Ontology annotation, molecular function: ATP binding; microtubule severing ATPase activity; ATP hydrolysis activity. Bases 1 to 1875 code for a protein of 624 amino acids. The transcript has 2 exons. The record is from RefSeq and is a predicted model, not a curated record. NCBI's taxonomy places the organism in Eukaryota, Metazoa, Chordata, Aves, Tinamiformes, Tinamidae.